AUGAAGCCCUCCACAGUUAUCUUCUGUCUCGUCCCGACGAUAGCCCUCGCCGUUGAGGCUGAUCAGGCACCACCCGCCGUCGCCCCGACGCCGUCCCUGCCGAAUGCCAAUCCGCCCGCCCCGUUGCCGCAGAUUCCCACCCCGUCAAAUACGGACGACGAUGUGAGGUUAUUGGUCCGCACGGUGCAAGAAGAGGUUGGGAUUGAAGACACCGACGCGACACGGGUGUUGGACCAGUGGCCGGAACCUGCCAGUGGAACGAUCGGACUGGGCACGCUGGCGGCAUCGACCGGAAAGACCAAGGCUUUACGCGCACGGAGUGAAGGCACCCUCGGACAAACGCCUUGGAUCGGCAUGGCCAUCGGGCUGACCUGUACAGCUCUGGCCGCGGUGAUGCUGGGGUGA
Aspergillus ibericus CBS 121593 is the source of this 405-nucleotide messenger RNA. RefSeq lists its product as uncharacterized. NCBI's taxonomy places the organism in Eukaryota, Fungi, Ascomycota, Eurotiomycetes, Eurotiales, Aspergillaceae. The transcript has a single exon. The record is from RefSeq and is a predicted model, not a curated record. The coding region runs from base 1 to 405 and encodes 134 amino acids.